Molecule: messenger RNA, 1961 nt
Organism: Mizuhopecten yessoensis (Yesso scallop)
Lineage: Eukaryota; Metazoa; Mollusca; Bivalvia; Pectinida; Pectinidae
Product: dopamine receptor 2-like
Exons: 1
Coding region: 1-1632 (543 amino acids)
Biological process (GO): adenylate cyclase-activating adrenergic receptor signaling pathway
Cellular component (GO): plasma membrane
Molecular function (GO): G protein-coupled acetylcholine receptor activity
Source: RefSeq, a predicted model, not a curated record
AUGAUUCACCGGGAGAGGCUGUUUUUCAAAUGUGACUCAGAUCAAGCGGUUCCUCUCUAUUAUACCUGUAACUAUGAACAUCCCCCGAAAUCUCGUCGUUCCAACGAGAGUGGGCUGCGUGGAGUACUCGUCAGAGAUCUAACAACACGACAGCUCUGUCGUCUUUACAACAGUUGCGUCAUAACCGUGGCAGUUUUAUCAAUAUUACCAAGGAUACCUUCAUUCAUGUCGACUGCAGUACCCAAUCAUAUUGCAUUUUACAACGCGUUUUCAAACUCCACCAAUCACACGAUUGCUAACAAUGGACUGCCGGUCAUCAAUGAAACAGCAUACAAUGGAAGCGAUUGGGCAAAUUUUACCAAUGCCACUGAUGGCGACUAUGAAAUAAAACGUCCCAUCAUUGGGAUAGUGUUGUCUCUGUUUUCAGUGGUGACCAUUGUUGGAAAUAUUCUGGUGAUCGUCGCUGUUUUUAAGGAGAUGUAUUUAAGAACGGUGACCAAUUAUUUCAUAGUUUCUCUCGCUCUUGCCGACCUAAUGGUAGGCGGAAUCGUGAUGCCGUUCAGCAUAAGUUUGGAAAUAACCAAUCAGAUGUGGCCUUACGGCGAGGAAUGGUGCGACCUCUGGCAUUCAUUUGACGUCCUGGCGAGUACGGCAUCCAUUUUGAAUCUGUGCGUGAUUUCGCUUGAUCGGUACUGGGCCAUCACGGACCCUAUAGCAUAUACGGCAAAGAUGUCUCAAUGCAAGGUGGGCCUACUUAUAGCGUUUGUGUGGUUAUGUUCUGCUGGAAUAUCGUUCCCAGCAAUUGCCUGGUGGAAGGCAGUUACCCCGAGUAAUCUCCCUUCGCAAGUGUGCAUGUUUACAGAGGACAGUGCCUACUUGAUAUUCUCUUCCAUUGUGUCUUUUUAUUGCCCAACGUUCAUUAUGAUGUUCGUCUAUCUACGGAUAUACCUUGCCGCAGCGGAACAAAUAAGGAGUUUAAAGGUUGGGAGUAAAGUGUUGACGUCAAAUGGUAGUCAUGGCAACAGAGAAAUAAUGACCUUGAGAAUGCAUCGAGGCGGGACGAAUUCGCCGCGGAAUGGUCACGAGGACCAUUAUAGACGCGCUGUGCAUGAGGAUUACUCCCAGUCAUGUGAAAGAUGCAUGGAUAGUGACAGUACUGCUCUGACGUCACAAGAUGCUAAAUUAAGCUUACCCCACACGCAUGCGUCUAAUGGUGCACACCAUCAUAGACCGGCAAAGUUUAUAACAAAGAGGCUCCGACAGUUCGCAUUAAGUAAAAAAUUGACUAAACUUGCACGCGAGCAAAAGGCAGCGAAGACUUUAGGAAUUGUAGUGGGUGUUUUCAUUAUAUGCUGGCUUCCGUUUUUUGUUUUUAAUGUAUUACAAGGCAUAUGCGGUAUGAGUUGUCUUGUGUAUCCGGAACUACUUUUCCCCAUGUUUACCUGGCUUGGUUACAUUAAUUCCGGUAUGAACCCUGUGAUAUACGCACUGUCUAUGAGGGAUUUCAGACGUGCAUUCGGAAAGGUCCUAUUCUGCUGUUGUCCAAAACAGAGGUUUUCUUAUCAGCGGGCGCAUCAGAAAUAUACAGCUUCCACGUCUAGCUUUACAGUGUCAUGCGCAGACAGAGUGUAGUACCAACUUCCGGAAGAAUAACAAUAUUUACACUUUAUUGCAUAUGAAAGCAGUACCGAUCUUAUUAAUCAUAUGCUUAAACGAUGACUUCAAAGAGGUCACAUGUCCGACUGCUGGUCAGCGGAUAUGGCCCUGCUCAUGCGCAAACUUGACGAUGUUUAGCUUUGAUGUGAUAAUCAGAAGUCGGAAUCAUUAUUUCCUCGCUAUAUAUCAUUACUUGGUUCAUCGUUUACAAAAUUCAUGCUUUUGUUUUGUUUAAUACUCAGUUUGUUUUUCAAUAUUCGUCAUUUCGAGAAUAUAUCAGAUUUGAAAUAAAAUGUGACAAUAUC